AUGACUCUUUUAACAUUCGAUAAUGGUGGUGGUGAUAGGAGCGGAGGAUACAGUGGUGGUGGAAGGAGCGGAGGAUACAGCGGUAGAGGAAGAGACGAGGAAGAGAGAAUGGCGGUGGCCGUGGUCAUUUUGGUGGUGGCAGAGGAAGAGACAAUGGCGGUGGCCGUGGAUACGGCAGAACUAGUUAAACUGCCUCAGCCCUCAGGUAAGAAGACUACCUUUGAUGAUUAG
Molecule: messenger RNA, 231 nt
Organism: Eruca vesicaria subsp. sativa (arugula)
Lineage: Eukaryota; Viridiplantae; Streptophyta; Magnoliopsida; Brassicales; Brassicaceae
Source: the annotation of a GenBank genome assembly